GCGAUCAUGCUUUCUUAAAAUAAACAGGAUAAAAAAAAUUAGCUGGAAUUAGCAAAAUCUACUGCCAUUUUAAAAUCUCUUUUACUGUUUACUGUUUUACGGUAUUAUAAAUCGACAACAUUGGUAUGAAACACUCUUUCACUCAAAUACUUUCGUUAUGUCAAAAGUCAAAACAAUUUUUAUAAACAUUAAUUGAAGUAUUGAGUGAAUAUUGAGUCAACCAAGUGAGAAUUAAACAUAGUAGAAUUUGUUUUUAGUAACCAUGAACAAAAACUUGCAGAAGAUUCUAAAUUUUAAAUUCUCGCAAAAAAGGAACAUUUUCUUCAAUUAUAAUCUUAAAGUUAAUGAGGCAAAUGAUAGUAAAAGCACAAAAGAUGAGAUUAAUCAUCACGCAAAUUUAGCAACAGACUGGUGGAAUAAACAAGGCCCAAUGAAAGCCCUUCAUGCUUUAAAUGAAUUAAGGGUACCAUUUAUACGUGAUGGAAUAGUGGCUAAAAAUAAUUUAUAUUUUAGAGAAAAUAAAGGCAAAAUUUUAGAUGGUGUGAAUAUUCUUGACGUUGGAUGUGGCGGGGGUAUCUUGUCCGAAAGUUUAGCUAACCUUCACGCUAAUGUUACUGGCAUUGAUUUAGGGGAAGAUUUAAUUACUGUUGCAAAAGAACACCUAAGGAGCCGCACCAAAAAGUAUCAAAAUUCAUUAAAAUAUGAAGUAGAAUCGAUUGAAAAGCAUGCUCAAAAAAAUGAAUCAAAAUAUGAUGCUGUAAUUUUAUCAGAAGUGAUCGAACACAUCAAUGAUAAAGUUGAAUUUAUAAAGAACUGUGUUGAAACUUUAAGAGUCGGCGGUUCAAUAUUCAUAACUACGCCUAACAAAACAAUUUUAUCCCGGUUGUUUGUAAUUGAGUUUGCUGAAAAGUGUACAAAUGUGGUCCCAAAAGGAACUCACACAUAUGAAAAAUUUAUCAGCCCAUUAGACUUACAAAGAAUAUUAGAUAGUUUUAAUUGUAAUACAAUUAUCGUCAAUGGAAUGUGUUAUGACUUUCUUUCUAAUAAAUGGAAGUGGACUUCAAAUUUAGAACUUUGCUACGCUUUACAAGCUGUCAAAAUCCGGUAAUAUAAUACAUAACAGCUUUAAAGAUUAUGAAUUAAUGUAAUAAAAAAGUUUAGUUUUGCGAUAUUUUAUUGAUCAGUACAUAAAGUUUAAAAGUACAUUAAAAACUUAUGCCCAAAACAAUUAUAUUAACUAUUUUAAUAGUAAAUUCUUAAAUAAUAUAUUUUGUUUACAUAUAAAUCAAAAUUUCGUCGACUAUAUUGUUAGUUUUAUUUAUGUAUGUUUAGUUGACCUAUGUAUGUAUAUUAAAAAUGAAAUU
Molecule: messenger RNA, 1364 nt
Organism: Condylostylus longicornis
Lineage: Eukaryota; Metazoa; Arthropoda; Insecta; Diptera; Dolichopodidae
Product: ubiquinone biosynthesis O-methyltransferase, mitochondrial-like
Exons: 1
Coding region: 263-1108 (281 amino acids)
Biological process (GO): ubiquinone biosynthetic process
Molecular function (GO): 2-methoxy-6-polyprenyl-1,4-benzoquinol methyltransferase activity
Source: RefSeq, a predicted model, not a curated record